CUGAAUCAUGUUGCGAAAUCUCAAUAAAUUCUGUGUGAAGUAUAUUCAAACGUAAUCGAUAUGACGACACAAACUUUAUAAAUGAAAGGUACACUUGCUUACCUCGCCAGUUGAACCUCACGCCUGUUGAACGUUCGGCUACAGUGAGAGCCAACGUUCUCUAAAAACAUCGAAAACAAGUUUGUGGAUCUUGUGUCGCAAGUGUUUUGCCAAGUGUUGUCAAAGAUUAUAUAAAAAUGCCUUGUCCAUUUUUGGGAUCACUGAACCAAGCAUUUACAAGGAAUUAUGGAGCUGCUCUCCUUAAACAGUACGGUAAUUACUGCCCUGUCAUCUCUCGAGGUUUCCGCUCUUUGGGUAAUGACGAAACCAAAUGUCCUUUCAUUCAGAAAAAUGCUAUCGUAUCGGAGGCACCCAAGGAGAUGUCCGAAGAUAUCGUGGAAACCAUCCCUCCGUACAAAUAUGAAAAGUUCUUCCAUGACCAAAUUAGCGCUAAAAAGAAGGAUUACUCAUAUCGUGUAUUCAGGAAGGUAUCUCGAUUAGCAGCUGAUGGAAUGUACCCCCAAGCCCUGGAAGGCACUGAGAACCGUCGUGUAACUGUAUGGUGUGCCAAUGACUAUCUGGGGGCUUCCCGUCACCCUGUUGUUCAAGAUGCUGCUGUAAACGCCAUCAAGUCAUAUGGCACAGGUGCUGGUGGUACCCGUAACAUUGCUGGCAACUCACAGAUGACAGAGAAACUUGAAGAUGAGAUUGCUAAACUUCAUAAAAAACCUGCAGCAUUAAUUUUCAGUUCAUGCUUUGUGGCCAACGAUGCAACUUUAUCAACUUUAGCAAAACUUCUUCCUGGCUGCAUCAUUUAUUCCGAUGCAGGAAACCAUGCAUCAAUGAUACAAGGAAUCCGUAACAGCAGAGCACCCAAACAUAUAUUUAGACACAACGAUCCGAAUCAUCUUAGACAAUUACUGGCUGAUUCACCUGCUGGAGUACCGAAGCUAGUCGUAUUUGAGACUGUCCACUCCAUGAGUGGAGCUAUUUGUCCGUUAGAAGAAAUGUGUGACAUAGCACAUGAGUAUGGAGCUUUAACAUUUGUUGAUGAGGUACAUGCAGUUGGCUUAUAUGGAAAACAUGGUGCUGGCAUUGCUGAGGAGAGAGGAAUCCAAGAUAAAAUUGAUAUAGUAUCGGGUACAUUGGGUAAAGCUUAUGGCAAUGUCGGAGGUUACAUUGCAAGUUCCUCACUACUUGUGGAUACAAUAAGAUCCUAUGCACCUGGUUUCAUUUUUACAACUGCACUGCCACCUCCUGUUUUGGCAGGCUCUUUAGCAGCCAUUAGACUCCUAGCAAGUGAAGAGGGAAGAAGUCUGAGAGCAAAACACCAAUCGAAUGUUAGAUAUUUGAAGCUUUCCUUACUAGUGGCAGGACUUCCACAAUUGCCGUCUGUCAGUCAUAUUGUUCCCGUUCCUAUAGUGGGCGCGGACAAAGUGGCUCUCGUAGCGGAGUCUCUUAUGAAGAGAGGGCAUUAUGUGCAAGCUAUAAACUACCCGACGGUCGCUCGCGGGGAAGAGCGACUGAGGUUUGCACCGGGCCCGUUCCAUACUCCAGAAAUGAUUGACAGUCUUAUCACUGCCUUGAUAGAUGCAUUCCAUGAAAACAAUAUAGUGUUUAAUGAGUUUAUGAAAAACGGCACCUGUCGUGAAUGCAGCAUGGAAUACAAGGUCGAGAUUGGCCAAGACGAGCUGUACAAGUUCCCAAUGCAAGUUGCGUAAAUGAAUAACAUCCUAACCGACGGCCAUGACAAUUAUUAUAUAAGCAUAUUGUCGCAAUAUGAAAAAUAAAAAAAAAAAAAAAUAGUUAAUCGAUGUUAUAUAGUUUAUUUGAGUUUUAUUUAUGGUUCGUGGUUCAUGUUUAGGAGAAAUUAAAAAGAUGGCAAUUGA
Galleria mellonella (greater wax moth) is the source of this 1928-nucleotide messenger RNA. RefSeq names its product 5-aminolevulinate synthase, non-specific, mitochondrial (gene Alas). The transcript has a single exon. Bases 237 to 1760 code for a protein of 507 amino acids. The record is from RefSeq and is a predicted model, not a curated record. NCBI's taxonomy places the organism in Eukaryota, Metazoa, Arthropoda, Insecta, Lepidoptera, Pyralidae. Gene Ontology annotation, biological process: hemoglobin biosynthetic process; heme biosynthetic process; erythrocyte development. Gene Ontology annotation, cellular component: mitochondrion. Gene Ontology annotation, molecular function: pyridoxal phosphate binding; 5-aminolevulinate synthase activity.